UGUUCCGGAUUAGCGGCUUACAUCGGGCGGAGUCUCACUUGCAUGGCAGUUGCCUUCGUCUUCUCCAGUUUCUCCUCUUCGUCUUGUUCUCGUCUUUCUUUUCUUUUCCCCGCAGGAAACCUCUCACUCUGUCGUCCGCUCGAAACACGGUCUCGCCCGACACAACGCGUCGCUUGCUGCUCCUCGAGCUGAGGUUACACCAGUUCACAUGAUCCUGGGCAAGUGCGGGGUGAAGCGUAGCCUCAGGUCAUGGCUUCCGUUUCAAGAUUACGCAGUUGCCCAAUAUGUCUCAAUCUUGAAGCGGGAAGGUGUCAAGUAGUAGACGCGAACAAGAUUUUCAAGGUCGCGGAACAAGAUUGCCAAGGCUGUACAGUUGUCCGCAAAGCUCUCGAACCUUACACUAGGUAUAUCGAAAACAACAGUACAGUUAAGAUGACUAUGUACUCGCCAACACUACAUAUUUGCCUUAGGCGGAGGAAAAAUGUGCAUGAACCGUUGAUCGUAGAGCUCGAAAUUGGAGACAUAUCGGCUACGCCUAUUAUCGCCUCUUUCCCAGCGUUGUCUGUAAAUCCCUCACCGUGGAGUUGUAUAAGCCCAUCAUCGAAGAUCUCUGGUAACACAGGCUCUAAUAAAGCAGUCUCUUGGGCACGCGCAUGGAUUGAUGAAUGCUUGAAUGAGCACCACGAAUGUUACUUUGCGUCUUCUUCACUACUACCCACUAGGGUGUUGCGUAUUGACGGAAUUGACGAUGUUAGACUUUACAUUCCCGACAACGAGAUUGCCUCCUAUGCCUGUCUGAGUCACUGUUGGGGAAAAGAACCUUUCAUCACAACAACAACUUUGAACUUGCAGAUCCAUCAAUCCGGCAUACCAUGGAACGAUCUACCAAAAACAUUCCAGGACGCUAUUUCCUUUACUUAUCGUCUUGGACUUAGGUACCUCUGGAUUGACAGCUUAUGCAUCGUACAGGAUUCGGUUGAGGAUUGGCGCCGAGAAGGAAGUAGCAUGUCACGGAUAUAUCAAGAUUCAUAUGUCACCCUUGCCGCCACAAAAUCGACUGGAGCUUCUGCCGGCUGCUUUGCUGCUUCGCAUCCUAAACAUAUAUCCCGUACAAUAACCAUUCGAAAUUCAAAAGGGGAGCCAUGUGAUAUCCAUGGCCGGGUACCACUGGACCAUCAAACGACAAGUCGACCACUUGACGAGAGAGGUUGGGCAUUCCAGGAAAGUGUGCUUUCUACACGCAUGAUCAGUUUCUUGGAGCAAGAAAUAACGUGGGAGUGCCCUCAACGUUUCGAUUGCGAAUGUUCCCGAAUAUCGCACGAACUCGGGUGGUCCUACAGUUACGCCAAGCACAAAAAGAAUAUCCACGUUUUGCUCAGUGGUUUGGAACAGGACCGCUGGGAAGAGAUUGUGACACAAUAUACGAGGAGGUCGUUGACAUUUUCUAACGACAUUUUUCCUGCUCUACAGGGCCUAGCAAAGAAAUUCCAGCCAACCAUGGGCGAUUAUCUAGCCGGUCACUGGAGAACAACAUUGGCGCAGAGCCUUGCUUGGGUAGUGGACUAUGGCAAACCGAACUGCAAGAGACCAUGUGAAUGGCGUGCCCCAACGUGGUCAUGGGCGUCGGUUCAAGGCAAGGUGAAGUGGCUCGGAUCUAGCGGAAAAACAGCGACAGCUACCAUUCUCAGCGCGAAGACGGUUCCAAGCGGAACGGACCCUACGGGACAGCUUUCCUCUGGAUCAUUGACCAUUAGGGGAAAAUACCUGAACGGCAGAAUUACUUACAACAACAAGCCUGAACACAAUUUUUCACUGCGGGACAUCAGGGUAUCGUAUGCGUCUCUUGCUUUCGGAGAUGCUCACGAAGAGUUGAACACACACGGGACGGAAGAUAGUGAAGUCUGGUGGGACUACACGCUUGAAAACGAAGGAUCUGACCAUGUUGCAAACCACUCCGCGGUCCUAGUCUUGGACGUGAGCGAGAGUGAAGGUCAGUAUCGUCGAAACUGGCUCAUACUAAGAAAAUUGGAUGGUCGGGAAAACACAUACACGCGCAUUGGCUUACUUCAUAGCAAAUUUCUGUCCAAGUCUUGGUGUCUGGAGCAGGAAUAUCUUAGACGCAAUGUUGACAGUCCUGUCUACAAUCCUGUCAGUCCUCGCUAUAGUCCUCCCUUCAUAGCCAACAACAGUUCCCAGUGCAGUCCUCCCUUGAUACCCGACAACAGUUCCCAGUGCAGUCCUCCCUACAGUCCUAUCAGCAGUCCUGUCCCUGAGGGCAAGUUUGACUACGAUCCCAACUACGAGUCUGACUACACUGACAACGGACCCUCGGACAUGGAGCUGAAAAUGGGAGCCAUGUACGAGAGCGCUACAGAGGAGAUAAUAGUCACAAUAAUAUAAGGUCUUUUCAAAGAGUUUGUAUACCAUGUUCGGAAACAGCUACAGGCUGCUUGGGAGAAAAGAUUCUCAUAAUAUAUCAAUAGCAUCACAUCGAUAUGUUGAUCUGUCUGUACUUCAAUUCCUCCCAAUCACGCAUGCAUCCACCACCCGCUUCUCAAAGCAAAAGUACAGCGUCCCCUCACUUCUCUCCAAGGAACUUGUCUGCGCAACGCUUUUGUCGUGGAUACAUCAUAUCUCCUUCCGUACAGUGCAAGUCUAGACUUUUCCAACCACCCAUCCCAUCAAGGAGUGGACGUGCGUUUUCGAACUUACGUCCCUGGUCCAUAGAUCAAUCCGAAACCUCGUACGGAUAGUCAAAGCUUGAUCGAAACACCGCUAUGUUUUU
This is a messenger RNA of Dothidotthia symphoricarpi CBS 119687, 2785 nucleotides long. Its product is annotated as HET-domain-containing protein. Lineage: Eukaryota; Fungi; Ascomycota; Dothideomycetes; Pleosporales; Dothidotthiaceae. The record is from RefSeq and is a predicted model, not a curated record. Bases 250 to 2400 code for a protein of 716 amino acids. The transcript has 2 exons.